Sclerotinia sclerotiorum 1980 UF-70 is the source of this 1239-nucleotide messenger RNA. RefSeq lists its product as hypothetical. The record is from RefSeq and is a predicted model, not a curated record. The transcript has a single exon. Gene Ontology annotation, molecular function: transmembrane transporter activity. Gene Ontology annotation, biological process: transmembrane transport. Lineage: Eukaryota; Fungi; Ascomycota; Leotiomycetes; Helotiales; Sclerotiniaceae. Bases 1 to 1239 code for a protein of 412 amino acids.
AUGGUUGGUUCCACGGUUAUGCUGUGCCUGGCAAAGUCGGUGGCAUUGCUCGUCUUGGGACGCAUCUUCGCAGGGUUGAGUGCAUCCAUUGUGUGGACCGUAGGAUUAGCUCUAUUAGUCGACACCGUUGGACAAGCCGAAAUUGGUGAAACAUUAGGUUACGUGAGCUUGAGCAUGAGUAUGGGGAUUCUAGUCGCUCCUUUGCUGGGAGGCGCUGUGUAUGAAAAAGCUGGAUAUUACGCAGUUUUCUAUAUGUCUUUUGGAUUAUUGGUCCUGGAUAUUAUUCUUCGUUUGGUAUUGGUAGAGAAAAAACUCGCUCGCCAGUGGCUGGACGAUGAAACAGUCACCGAUUCUGGAACCAGCUCCGACUCCCAAAAUUCGCCUGCGGGUAAUGAAAACGUAGCUGACACAAGGAAUGUGAACCAUACUACCACGGACGAGGAGAAGGUAACACAAAGUGAGCCUUCAGGUACUACAGCAGCUGCGCCCACUGUUCCCCACAAGAUCAGUAAGUGGCCUGCAAUUUUCUCUCUCCUGAAAUCUAAACGGCUCUGUGCUGCACUGUGGGGUUGUAUAGUUCAAGCAUCUCUCAUGUCAUCAUUUGACAGUGUCAUUCCUCUUUUCGUCCAAGAGACUUUUCACUGGGAUUCCAUUGGAGCAGGAUUGAUCUUUCUCGCUCUCAUGGUACCCAGUUUCGCCGCACCAGUUAUUGGGUGGGUAUGCGAUCAGUACGGCCCACGCUGGCCAUGCGUAGCGGGUUUCUGUUUCGCAAUCCCCUUUUGGGUUCUCCUGCGUCUCGUUACGCAUGAUUCCUUAAACCAGAAAGUUCUUCUCUGCGCAUUACUAGCUCUCAUUGGUGUCUCCUUGACCUGUGUCCUUCCAGGGCUGACGGCUGAGAUUUCCUAUAUUGUCGAAGCAAAGGAGAAGCAAAUACCCGGCCGAUUUGGAAAGAACGGAGCAUAUGCACAAGCAUACGGUCUUUUUACCGCUGCUUUUGCAGCCGGUACUCUCAUCGGCCCAAUCUGGGCAGGUUAUGUAAAAGACUAUGCAGGAUGGGGUACCAUGACCUGGUCAUUGGGACUAUUCAGUUUCGCCGGCGCUCUGCCAUGUUUAAUCUACACUGGGGGUUUAAUAACCGAGGUCAAUGCCAAGACCGCAGAGGAAAGGGCAGUUAAUCCUCAAUCAAGGGCGAUCAAUGGCCCUCUUGCUGCAACGAGGGAUGCAGAGGAUAUUGUAUGA